AUGCAUUUACAUGGGCGAUUGCUAUCACUACUCUUGUUCGCAUGUCUACUCUCAUCCUUGAUGGUCAAUGCAGAGCCAUUGCUCAUGAAGCGAGUGCCUCAAGAAGGAGGAGGACAACCACAACAACCACCAGCAUCAGGUGAUGGACAAUCCCAGCAACCACAGCAAUCAGCCGGUGGUGGUGGUGAUCAACAACAACAACCACAGCCUUCAGCAGCACCACAACAACCUUCUGGCAGUGGAGCCCCUGCUUCAUCUGGUGCCAAUCCACCCAACACAGCUCCUCAACAAGGUGGAAACAACACUGCAGCACAAUCAUCAGGUGGCCAAUCCGGUAUUGGAGGUCUUCCAACAAGUGGCAGCUUUGGCAAUACCAUUUAUCCAGGCACCGUCACUUUUAUCGAACCCACAGGCAGCAAAUCUGUUUCACCUUUGUAUCGUAUCGAUUCUCGAGAAAAUGUCACUUUCCGUUGGGAAUUCCAAUCCUUGCGUGUGCGUCCCGUCAACUUGACUUUAGCAGCUGUGGGUCCUCAAUCAGCUACGUAUACCAUUGCUCAAUUGGAUGGUGCUGCUACAAGUGCAGUAUGGCAUUUGUCGGAUGUGCCUGCAGAGACUCCUCUCUUUAAUGGAAUGUACCAAAUCCAGCUCUAUGAUCAACGAGGUGUUAGCGCUCAUCCUGAUCCAGGUUAUUUGGCACCAGCAACACGUCUCACCAUCGCCUUUUACAACCCAGAAAGUUAUGGACCUAUGAGUGGAUCUGAUUACUGCCCAAGAUGUUUUUAUGAUGCAGCUCAACGAAUCGGUCAUUCUUUCACUGGUCUCGGCAUUGCAUUUGGCAUCGCUUGUGUCACCUCUGUUUUCUUCAUUUACGGCAUUCUUAAUUGA
This is a messenger RNA of Lichtheimia ornata, 885 nucleotides long. RefSeq lists its product as uncharacterized. The coding region runs from base 1 to 885 and encodes 294 amino acids. The record is from RefSeq and is a predicted model, not a curated record. NCBI's taxonomy places the organism in Eukaryota, Fungi, Mucoromycota, Mucoromycetes, Mucorales, Lichtheimiaceae. The transcript is spliced from 4 exons.